AUGCGUCCACUGAACACACUCGUUUACACCUUUGCCCUUCUCGCUACCCGCGGGUACGCACAAUCCUGCGCCACGGACUUCGACUGGUCUAGCCUCACUCCCGCAUCUGACCUGGAUUGGGUCUCUUGUUAUACCUCCCCGUUGGAAUGCGCCCGGCUUGAGGUACCUCUCGAUUACAAUGACACCAAUGGCGCGAAAGCUGCCAUCGCGGUCAUACGCAUCCCUUCGGGGGUGCCGGCGAACUCGACGGAAUACCGCGGCCCGCUCCUCUUCAACCCGGGUGGGCCAGGUAAUGGCGGUAUAGAUACGGUCCUGCAAGAAUCGGCCUUGAUACAAACCUGGAUCGGCGCAGUGGCCAGCGCUUAUGAUUUCGUGACAUUCGACCCUCGCGGCGUCGGUCGCUCAACCCCUCAGAUCCAACGCUUUCCUGACGCGCUUUCUAGUGCGUUGUGGGGAGAGACCUCGAUAGCUUCGAUUCUCCCGGCGCUUAGUCUUCCCGGGAACAUCGGCCUGACCAUUGCGAAGGGAGAAGUGACCAACGCUAUUACCGGGCAAGCCGCUUCGUCGUACCUCCGGUACAUGAACACGCCGAACACAGCCACGGAUAUGCUUCAAAUUCUGGAGGCUUACGGCCAGGAUAAGCUGACGUAUUAUGGUCUGUCAUAUGGCACGACCCUCGGUAUGACUUUCGCUCAGCAGUACCCGGACAAAGUCGACCGGAUGAUCCUCGAUGGUGUCAUUGAUCUUGAGGCGUACUAUACCGGCAACUUCACGGCGAGCAUGCUCGAUACCGACAAGGCACUCGAUGUAUUCUUCCAAGCGUGCUACGAGGCAGGACCGGACACCUGUGCCUUCUACGACAGCUCGUCCGCUCAGAUUUCUACGAACUUCGAUGCGCUCUUUGAUCAGCUGAAGAACGCACCAUUGCCGGUCUUCGUGAACGAGACAACCUACGGCAUCGUCGACUACUCGACCGCACGCCAGUUCGCGCGUGCAUCUCUGUACAACCUCUUCGGCCAAACGUUCUCCGCGCUUUCUGAAGGACUUGCAGCCGCACAGCAGGGCAAUGGUUCCGUGCUUUAUGCGCUCGGAGGCUCGCCAAAUACGUUCACAUGCGACUGCGCGAACGCGACAAGGACCAACAACGCCGUUGAUGGCCUCGUGGCGAUCGAGUGCAACGACGCAGUCAUCCCGCAGAGGACGUACGAUCAGUGGCAGGAGUACUACGAGGACGCUGCGAACGUGUCGAAGCUUUCGGAGGUCUGGGUUGGACUGGGGAUGCGCUGCUCGGAAUGGCCGGUAUUAAAUGAAGAUAAGAUCUCCCCGACGUCUUUCGGCGCUACGAAUACGAGCUCCCCAAUCCUCUUCGUGAGCAACACUAUCGACCCCGUUGCACCGCGCUCUGGCGCCGAGAAGAUGUCCGCCCUCUUCCCCGGUUCCGGCCUCUUGGUGCAGAACGCGACUGGGCACACAUCGUUCUCAGCCACUUCUAUUUGUACUCUCGGGACCGUCGCCCAAUACAUUGCUAACGGUACUCUCCCGGCGGCGGGAACCGUUUGCCAGGUGGACAGCACUCCCUUUCCUUAG
Peniophora sp. CBMAI 1063 is the source of this 1587-nucleotide messenger RNA. The record is from the annotation of a GenBank genome assembly. Lineage: Eukaryota; Fungi; Basidiomycota; Agaricomycetes; Russulales; Peniophoraceae.